This is a messenger RNA of Saccostrea cuccullata (small rock oyster), 1078 nucleotides long. RefSeq names its product homologous-pairing protein 2 homolog. Gene Ontology annotation, molecular function: recombinase activator activity; double-stranded DNA binding. Gene Ontology annotation, cellular component: DNA recombinase auxiliary factor complex; condensed nuclear chromosome. Gene Ontology annotation, biological process: homologous chromosome pairing at meiosis; meiotic joint molecule formation; meiotic strand invasion involved in reciprocal meiotic recombination. Bases 104 to 742 code for a protein of 212 amino acids. NCBI's taxonomy places the organism in Eukaryota, Metazoa, Mollusca, Bivalvia, Ostreida, Ostreidae. The transcript has 9 exons. The record is from RefSeq and is a predicted model, not a curated record.
UUAACAGAACUCUUCAAUAUUCCCGCCAUUUUUAAACGAAAACGACACGACAGAACACGACAAUUGGACAACAGAAAUCGUGUUGUGGUAGAUAUGUAGGAACAUGAGUAAAUCCAAAGAUGCAAGUGCUGCUAGAGCAGUACUGGAAUACCUGAAUAGACAGAACAGACCGUACAGUGCUGUGGACAUCUUCAACAAUCUACACAAGGAGUACGGCAAGACGGCUGUGGUUAAGGCAUGUGAAAGUUUGACAGAGGGAGGAAAAAUCAAAGAAAAAGUUUAUGGAAAGCAGAAGGUGUAUGUUGCAGAUCAGGGCCAGUUCCCUGAUGUUGAUGAUAAUGAGAUUCGGAACAUGGAUGCUAGGAUUGGUGAAUUAUCCACACAGAGUCAGGACAUGGACAGUCAAGUGAAACGACUGGAUGCUGAACUUAGAGGGUUGAACAGCUCUAUCUCUACAGAGGAGGCGGUUCUACAGCUGAAACGGUUAACUGACGAGUGUGAAGCAUGUAAAGGGAAGUUGAAGACUUUAAUGGAGGGCGGAAAAACUGUGUCGCCAGAAGAAAAAGACAGGAUUUACACAGCAAGAACAAAAUAUGUCAAAGAGUGGAGAAAAAGAAAGAGAAUUAGUAAUGAUAUUCUUGGAGCAAUAUUAGAAGGCUACCCAAAGACAAAGAAACAGUUAUAUGAUGAGGUUGGGAUAGAGACAGAUGAAGACUACGGCACAUCACCACCAGAAAUCUGAAGGUUACCAAAAGUCCGGUCAGAGGUCAACUGGAAGUCAGGUCAAAGGUCAACUAAAAGUCACAUUAGAGGUCAACCAGAAGUCAAGCAGUGAAAGAGGAAAUGGUCGGUUAAUUAUUAAACUUAAUUAUAUGGGACACUGUGAACUUCAAUAUGAUCAUUUGUUUAUAUAUGAUUGGAAACUGAUUGGUAUGUUCCAAGUGAAUGAACCAUCUUGCAACAGUCUUGUAAUAUGAAUUCAGUGCAUUCAGAAAAUAUGUGUUCAUAUUCUUUUUAUUGUAUAUUUUUUAUACUAGUUUGUUUUGUUGCAUCUAUGAAAUAAAAAUGUUUUAAUAUU